GUGGAGUUGAAGUCUGUGAUUUUACUUCAACUUCAUCACAAGUAAACAAUUCACAAACACAUAACCUCUAAACACGUGUAUCAAUCAAAUAUAGAAAUUAUAAAAGUUAAAAUAAAAGAUUGUGGUAAAAGUUUGUUAAAAUGGGAAAAGCAAAAAAAACACGUAAAAUUGUAGAAAAACGUUUCGCUAAAAUGAAGAAAAUGAUAAGUCCCAGUGAUCCACGCAUUAAAGAAUCGAAACGUGCACCGUCUAAAAAGAAGAAACCAGAAGAUCCACAUGCAAUAAAAGUACAUGAAGCACCACAAAUAAGUUCAGCAUUAUUUUUCCAAUACAAUACACAAUUGGGUCCACCAUAUCAUAUUCUUGUCGAUACGAAUUUCAUAAAUUUUUCGAUUAAAAAUAAAUUAGAUAUUAUACAGAACAUGAUGGAUUGUUUGUAUGCAAAGUGUAUACCAUAUAUAACAGAUUGUGUGUUGGGUGAAUUAGAAAAACUAGGACAAAAAUAUAAAGUAGCAUUACGUAUUAUUAAAGAUCCACGUUUUGAACGAAUUACUUGUAUGCAUAAAGGAACAUAUGCUGACGAUUGUCUUGUACAAAGAGUCACACAACACAAAUGUUAUAUUGUAGCGACAAAUGAUAGAGAUUUAAAAAGACGUAUUCGUAAAAUACCGGGUGUUCCAAUUAUGUAUGUUUCACAGCAUAGGUAUACUAUUGAAAGAUUACCAGAUGCUUAUGGUGCUCCUAAGAAAUAAAAUAUUUAU
Molecule: messenger RNA, 761 nt
Organism: Chrysoperla carnea
Lineage: Eukaryota; Metazoa; Arthropoda; Insecta; Neuroptera; Chrysopidae
Gene: Bka
Product: rRNA-processing protein FCF1 homolog
Exons: 2
Coding region: 141-752 (203 amino acids)
Cellular component (GO): nucleolus; small-subunit processome
Source: RefSeq, a predicted model, not a curated record